AAACAGAGGUUAGUGGGAAAAAGAAAGGUGGGGGAGUGUUCGCCUAGCCUUGAAGCAUCAUCGUGCAUGCAUUUCUCUGCAUCUCUCUCUCUCUCUCUCUCUCUCUCUCUCUAUCUUUGCAUGCAUAUCUUCUUCCCCCAAAAUCUCCACUGCCGAUCCAACUCUCCCGUCACCGGGAAACUGACGUAAUCCCGGCCGGAAGAUUUCUCCGGCUCAAUUCCGACGAUCGAAAAGCCCAGGCUUCUCAAGUCGAGCAAGUCCGCAACGCCAACGCAUCUGAACUCAAAGCUGUUACUUGUAUGUAGCUUCGUGUAUAUAUAACUUAAGGUUUGAGCUUAGGUAUGAGUUCGAGGGUUUGUAUGAACGGUCUUUGUGGGGCCUCGUCGUCGAGUGAAUGGAAAAAAGGAUGGCCUUUGCGAUCUGGUGAAUUUGCCAAUCUUUGUGAUAACUGCGGGAGAGCAUGGAUUUUUUUCCUAAUGAAAUUUCUUAAACGUAGCAUCUGCAUUGACUCCAGGCCUGUUUAUGAACAACUAGUCUUCUGUGACACGUUCCAUACAAAAGAUACUGGCUGGAGGGAGUGCAGUUCGUGUGGGAAGCGCCUUCAUUGUGGAUGCAUUGCUUCCAGCUCUUUGCUUGAGCUACUUGACAGUGGUGGGGUGAAAUGCGUAGGGUGCACAAGAAGUUCGGGACUUCAACCUAUGUCAAAUGAUGAAAAGCCUAAAGGAAUCAGCAUGUCAACAACGAAUGGUGAUGGUGAAAUGCGAUUGACUUCUGUAGACCAUCAAGUGGAUACCAGUAAUGGUGAAAUAAAUCGGAAGAGGCUGGAAAAGAGUGAAGAAUGUAAUGCCUUGAAAGAGUUGCUUCCAACUCACAUUGAUUUUGCGAAUGGUGAACGAACCAAAGAGGAAGAAGUCUUCCCUUCUCAAGCUGAAGUUGGAAACACAAGUUCAUCUAAUUUCAAUCAAGCUUCUGAUGGAUCAUCUGAAUCAGCCAAAGUAGACAUAUGUAGAGAAAACAUGGGGAUAAAAGACAUGUAUGGAUCGUUGGCUCAGACAAAUUUGACUAUUGCCUUGGCUUCUCCUUCAGGAAUACCAAAUCCCUUUACUGGUGUAGUUGUUGAAGAGAGGAAUUUAGGCAAAACAGUUUCUUCCUUUCAUCAACUUUCAAGGUCUCGCCAUCUUUUGCCAAAACCCCACAAGUCUGCCCUUGCUACAGGAUUGGAGAUAAAUUCUUCUAUGGGCUCACAUAUACGUGUUGCACGGCCACCUGCUGAAGGACGAGUGAAGAAUCAGUUGCUUCCUCGUUAUUGGCCAAGGAUAACAGACCAAGAGUUACAGCUGAUAUCUGGGGACUCGAAUUCCACCAUUGUGCCAUUGUUUGAAAAGGUUCUCAGUGCUAGUGAUGCUGGUCGAAUUGGUCGUUUAGUUCUCCCAAAAGCAUGUGCUGAAGCAUAUUUUCCACCUAUCUCUCAGCCAGAGGGCCUUCCAUUGAGGAUUCAAGAUGUAAAAGGCAAAGAAUGGGUUUUUCAGUUCAGGUUUUGGCCCAAUAAUAACAGCAGAAUGUAUGUUUUGGAGGGCGUAACCCCUUGCAUACAGUCCAUGCAAUUACAAGCUGGAGAUACGGUGACGUUCAGCCGCAGGGACCCAGAAGGAAAACUUCUAAUGGGGUUUCGAAAAGCAUCAAACGCUAUGGCUAUGCAGUCGCUAAAGGGAAGCACAGAUCCCCAUCUGAAUGCACUGUCAAAACAUUUGAAUUGUGGGGAUUUCAGCUGGAACAUCUUGGAGAAGCAUGGAAUUGAUCCCAAAGAUGGUUUGCAGCCCACGUCAAUGCUGGUACCAGAGAGAAAAAAAAGCCGAAAUAUAGGGUUGAAAAGUAAGAGGUUGCUCAUUGAUAGCCAAGAUGCUCUGGAGCUGAAGCUUACCUGGGAAGUGGCACAGGACAUGCUCUGCCCACCCCUCAGUGAGAAGCCAAGCAUUGUCUCUAUUGAAGACCAUGAAUUUGAAGAAUAUGAAGAACCCCCCGUUUUUGGGAAGAGUAGCAUUUUCACUGCCCGUUCAUCUGGUGGCCAAGAGCAGUGGACUCAGUGUGAUAGUUGCUCCAAAUGGCGAAGGUUGCCAGCUGAUUUUCUUCUCCCUCCUAAGUGGACAUGUCAACACAACAUUUGGGAUCAAAACAGGUGUUCAUGUUCUGCACCAGAUGAAUUGAACCCCAGGGAACUUGAAAAUCUUCUCAGAAUGAACAAAGAUUUCAAAAAACGGAGAACAGCAACGAACCAUAGGUCGUUGCAAGAGCACGAACCUUCAGACCUAGAAGCUCUAGCCAAUGCUGCAUUGCUCGGAGACAAUGCAAAUGACCCAACUGCUGGUUCAGUUGCAGCCACCACCAAACACCCAAGGCAUCGCCCUGGAUGCUCUUGCAUCGUGUGCAUCCAACCCCCCAGUGGCAAAGGAAAGCAUAAGCCAACAUGCACAUGCAUUGUGUGCAUGACGGUCAAACGCCGUUUCAAAACCCUGAUGACGCGGAAGAAGAAGCGCCAAUCAGAGCGUGAAGCGGAGGUAGCCCAGAGGAAUAAUCAUUUCAUAUGGGGCAAUUCUACUACUAAGGAUGAAUCAGAAGUAGACAGCACCAUCAGACACCAUGAUGCUUUGGAAAACAAUGGCAUUUUUCCAAAUGAGUUUCAGUUGGGGGUGCAAAACAACUUGGAUGCAAUUGGAAAGGAGCAAUUAGAUUUGAACAGUGAUCCGGAGCGUGAAGGGCACUUUCGCCACCAAGGGUCAACUCGCGUGAGCAUGAUGAGUCUUCUUCAAGUGGCAAACCAGCCUUUGGAAAACUAUUUGAAGCAGAAUGGUCUUACGAGCUUGGUUUCAGAGCAACAAGGGAGCUCAGGAUCGCAGUCACUUCCACAAGGCACUAAUGGAGAGAGUGAGGGACGGGUUCACGAGGAUCAUAAUAGUGUUGCCGCACCUGUGGCUCAAGAGGAGAACAGGGACGAUGAGCUUGAUCAAAGCCAAAAUGAUCCUUCCUAGUAUCCCUCUUCCUUGCUUCAUUUUGUUUUUUGAGUGGUUCUCUUUUUUUAUUUCUUCGCUGUAUAGUAAUUUAGAUGAUUUCUUUAGGGUUUUCUGGAAUAUGAGUGCACACAUUAGUUGGAGAGGGCAAGUUUAUUUGUCUUACAGUUUGUAUAAUACACAGAUGAUAUUUGUAACUUGAGGACUGCGCUUUGGAUUUGACUAUUGGCGAAGCUAGAAUGUGACCAUAAGCCCACUGAACUUUGUUUGUUGA
Molecule: messenger RNA, 3279 nt
Organism: Rhododendron vialii
Lineage: Eukaryota; Viridiplantae; Streptophyta; Magnoliopsida; Ericales; Ericaceae
Product: B3 domain-containing transcription repressor VAL2
Exons: 13
Coding region: 342-3026 (894 amino acids)
Molecular function (GO): DNA binding; zinc ion binding
Source: RefSeq, a predicted model, not a curated record